Olea europaea var. sylvestris is the source of this 391-nucleotide messenger RNA. Its product is annotated as protein BIC1-like. The record is from RefSeq and is a predicted model, not a curated record. The transcript has a single exon. Lineage: Eukaryota; Viridiplantae; Streptophyta; Magnoliopsida; Lamiales; Oleaceae. The annotation marks the transcript as partial. Gene Ontology annotation, biological process: blue light signaling pathway.
AUGGAAGCAUCCUCCACCACAAACUCAAGCUCCAAACAAAUCCCAGAACACAAUCCUUCAGAAUCAACCCAAAAAACUCAAUCCCUUGAAGAAAAUUCUGCACUCCAAUUUCCAUAUAAUCAGUAUGUGAAAUCUUCUAAAACCACAUCCCAUAAAGAAAAGUUAGUAACAGAACCAUCGAUAGAAAAUGCAGCUGAUUCUGGGAGAGAAAAACUGAAGAGGCACUGGGAUGAAGUGGCUGGGAAAAUGUUUAUACCAGAGAGAUGGAGUCAGGAUGGUUUUCUCAAGGAAUGGGUGGAUUAUUCUUCAUUUGAUGCACUUUUAGCCCCAAAUGGAGUUGUUUCAGCUCGAGAAGCCCUAGUUGCUGAGGCUCGAAGGAGCCUCAAGAAAG